UCAAACAACGACAUCUCGACCUUCUCCAGCUUUCUCCAGCCUGCGAUCCUGGCGCUGCCGACUAGUCGUUGGACACGGACGAGAUACUAAGAGGGUCAAGACUGCGUUUGAAACCGCCGUUUUAGCCUGUUAGUCGGCGCUGGCCUCCUUUUCUGCAGCCGUCGAUUCUGCUCUCUUGCUGCUGCUCCUACGAUUAGGACCCCCGGCUUCAUCGUCUAUCCAGCGACAGCGAGGACGGUGACAAUGGCGCAGUACUUCUUCGACCUCCUCUACACCUUCACGGACUGUCUCUGCUGCUUCCCGAGCUCGCCGCAGCUGAAGAUCAACAACCGGAGCUUCAAGCUGCUGCGUCUUCUCGGAGAGGUACGACUACAAUUAUGCAGAUUAUCCCCCGAUCUGCGAGCAUGUCUAAUGAAUUUGGGCUUCUAGGGUGGCUUCUCCUACGUCUAUCUCGUCCAGGAUAAGAGUACCGAUGAGCUCUUUGCGCUCAAAAAGAUACGAUGUCCGUUCGGUCAAGAAUCUGUCUCACUCGCCCUCAAGGAAGUUGAAGCAUACAGCUUGUUCACUCCCAACCGCAACAUCAUCCAUUCCAUCGAUUACUCCGUCGUGACCGAGUCUGGGUCGAAAUUCAGAUCAGACGGCGCAGAUGCCGGAUCAAAAACCGUGUACAUUCUUCUACCAUACUACCAGAGAGGGAACCUUCAGGACGCCAUCAAUGCAAACCUGGUCAACCACACCUCGUUCCCAGAGAGAGACUUGAUGAUAUUAAUGCUCGGGGUAGCCAGGGCGCUGAAGUGUAUGCAUCAGUACAAGGUGAAGGACUCUGCAUCGAGAGGGAAUGGCAAUGGAGCCGCAAAGGGCAAAUCAAAGGGAAAGCCGACCAGGCGGACGAGUCGAAGGGUUGAUGACGAUGAAGAUGAGUCUGAACAUGAGCCUCUGAUGGAUGGUGAAGUUGCAAUCAGUCAGGAAGGCGUGGAAGAGGGUGAAUACAGACCGUAUUCUCACCGAGACAUCAAGCCUGGGAACAUCAUGAUAGAUGAUGACGGCAAGACGCCAAUCCUCAUGGAUCUAGGAUCCCUUAGCCCAAGUCCCAUCGCAAUCACAUCUCGCUCCCUCGCCAUAGCUGUUCAAGACACUGCUGCCGAACACAGCACCAUGCCGUACCGUGCGCCAGAGCUGUUCGAUGUGAAAACAGGCUCCAUCAUUGACGAGAAAGUAGACAUCUGGUCUCUGGGCUGCACACUAUACGCUUGUCUUGUAGGCAAGAGCCCGUUUGAAGCCCGCAGUGAAGAGACAGGUGGCAGUUUGGCCAUGUGCGUUCUUGGAGGCGACUGGCGAUUCCCCGACGAGAAGGGCGGAAAUACAGAUGCUGGAAAGGGUAAAACCAGGGUCUCUUCGCAAGGGAAUGUCGCUGAUGCUGGUUCAACCGAGAGUGGAGGUAUAAGCCCGCCAGUAAAGGAGCUAGUUAGGCGUUGCUUACGGGUUGAGCCUGCUGAACGGCCAGACAUCGACGAGCUGAUCGCUCUGAUCAAAGAGACCAUACAGCAACUUCCGGAGAACUAGGUGGCAGUUUCUGCGGAAUUAUGCGGCUGCCAAAGUUGGCAGAUGUGCUUUUACCAUGUACUUUAUUUGAUGACUAUUAUUGUUUUUAUAUCCAACCUACUCACUUUCUUUUAUGACCAGGUAUACUCUGGCAAACCUUUGAGGAUACAGCAUUGCGCCAGAUGCCACUAACACCAGGCAGACUUCAAUUAAAUUGAUUUUCAUGACUUCCUCCCAUACGCGCCUAGUACGACUAUAUUUAUACACAGAACUUGUGAGGUGGGAGAAACGACUUUCUGAUAAAGCCUCUUCCACUCCCCCAGAACAUAGUAUAUACUUAGUAUAAUGACAGGAUUCAGGCUAGGUAGUUGGGAACAUACAAAAGGCUUCGCGCCAGUAGUUAUACAAGCAUUCAGAGAACAUACCAUCAGCCAGCGAAAACUGAUCCUCCUCCUGUAGCUAAUUUAGAAUACAUCCUUUAAUGGAGUUCAACACGAAAUGAAGUGUAACAGUUAUAUCCUAUGCCUUGACAGGUCUUGGUGGGAUUUUGCGAAGUUCAAGAAUCAGUUACACCAUGGUGUCCUGUCUGCUAUCGUUAUAUGGCAGCUUUUCAGCCAUGCAUAAAACCAGCUCGUAUAGUAUAAUCUGAACACCACCGAGUCCCUUAGGAUAGUAUUUGAACAGUGGCCCUGAGUCAAGAUUUCUGUCCCAAUAGUAAGUAUCAAGCCACUUGGCGGCCUCUGCCUCCUCUGUACUGAUGUCGUUUAAGAGCAGGCUCCUAAUUAUCAUGCCGAAGUCAUAUUCAACAACUCCUUCGCAGGAGAUCCAUUCUUUGCAGUUCCACACGUCAUAGUUCAUCUGCUAGAGCCAUAUCGCAAAACCUUAGUUACAGUGUCACUAGCAAGGCAUCAAAGUGAUAAUACGCCGCUAAAUGGUUCAGGGAUGGCCAUAAGGUAGCAACAACCGCUUCUACUUAUCUGCUCCAGGUUUUUAUAGACACGGGAGGCCCGUUC
This is a messenger RNA of Trichophyton rubrum CBS 118892, 2555 nucleotides long. Its product is annotated as serine/threonine protein kinase. Gene Ontology annotation, molecular function: ATP binding; protein serine/threonine kinase activity. Gene Ontology annotation, biological process: regulation of vacuole fusion, non-autophagic; protein phosphorylation; vacuolar protein processing. The transcript has 2 exons. Lineage: Eukaryota; Fungi; Ascomycota; Eurotiomycetes; Onygenales; Arthrodermataceae. Gene Ontology annotation, cellular component: Golgi apparatus; cytoplasm. The record is from RefSeq and is a predicted model, not a curated record. The coding region runs from base 760 to 1563 and encodes 267 amino acids.